AUGGCUGGAAUCCCCCCUGCUGUCGCCAACCUCGUCAUCGUCCUCGGACUGAUGCAGGUCGCCAAGAGGGUGCCUUUCGAUGACCCCAAUGUGCUCAAUGCCGUGCGAGGAAUCUAUCUCCUCAGCAACCUGAUAAUUGCCGGCGUCUACUACACGAUCCACCUUAAGAUCAACAAGAAGAAGGACAUGACGACCCUCAAGUACGUCGAGCCCGCGCCGAUGGGAUCCUCUGAGGAGCCCAAGCUCAUCACCACCACCAUCUACGCCUACGACAACCAGCAGCUCCGAAACGCCUUCCGAGCCCAGCUCAUGGGAAUUGCCAUCAUGUGCUUCACCCAUCUCUACAUGAAGUACACGAACCCCCUCCUCAUCCAGUCCAUCAUCCCCCUUAAGGGUGUCUUCGAGAACAACCUCACCAAGAUUCACAUCUUUGGCCAGCCUGCUUCGGGUGAUCUCAAGCGACCCUUCAAGCAGGCUGCUGGUCUCAUGGCUGGCCUUCAGAAUGGUCCUGCCCAGAGCGAUAAGAAGGCUGUUGAGGCUGCUGAGAGGGCUGGUCGAGGCGGUGCCAAGGAGGAGUAA
Messenger RNA from Scedosporium apiospermum, 579 nucleotides. RefSeq lists its product as uncharacterized. Lineage: Eukaryota; Fungi; Ascomycota; Sordariomycetes; Microascales; Microascaceae. The coding region runs from base 1 to 579 and encodes 192 amino acids. The record is from RefSeq and is a predicted model, not a curated record. The transcript has 3 exons. Gene Ontology annotation, cellular component: endoplasmic reticulum; mitochondrion. Gene Ontology annotation, biological process: protein targeting to ER.